UCGAUUUUUUCGGUCAUAAUUUUUUCUCGUAUCAAAAAAUACAAGACCUGAGUUCCAGCGAUUGCAACAAUUACAAAAAGUACAAGCCCGUGUGAAAAAAAAUUUUCCAUUAUUCGAAUUCAAUUCAAUUGAAUAUUAUUUCUACAUAAUUGACCGCUGAAAAUUUUUAGUGGCUAUUUAAAGAGCUGCAGCAGUUAUAUUUGGGUAGAAGUGCCCUCGAACCUUGCCAAGAGUCUCCCAGCAUCGCAGUGUCAUCGUCAUAAUGGAAAUAAUGUUAAAAUGGGAUUUAAUUCGUGAGUUGAGGUUUCUGUUUGGGUCGAGUGGAGUUUUAUAAUUUUUUCGUGGAUACGUCAUCUGAACUCAAUAUUCUGGAGAAAUUGAAUAGAAAUAAUUGGUGAGCCAUGACUGCAUCAAUAUUCGCUCUGGUGGUCUCAACCCUGUACAUCAUUCUGACGAGCCUAAUUGCAUAUUGGGCGAGGAAAUACGUGAAAUACUACACACAGCGGCCAUUCUUGCGGGACUUGUUUCUAGAGGGGAUUGCCACUGCUGAGUUAUGCGGAGCGUGCUUCGAACUGAUCAUAAUCGCUGACAACUGGGGAGUGUCAAUGUACGCGAUCUACCUCUUCGUCUUGACCGUCUGGUGGUCCCUGAACUGGGAGGACGCCACCGCGUGUCCGUACACCCACCUGGAGGACUUGGUGGAGAGUAAAAAGUCCCUGCGAGAGGCUUUCCUCCUCAUCUGGGCGGAGCUCGUCGGCGGUCUCGUUGUCUUCAGGUACAUCCAGGUCCUCUGGGCCCUGGAGAUCGUUCCCACCCACAAGAACAGGGCCUUCGAGGAUUGCACCACUGACCUCCAGGUACCCGUCAUCAUCGGGGCAUUCGUCGAGUGCAUUGCCACAUGCAUCUGCCGAAUUGUCUCCAGGGGACUUGGGGAACUCAAUCCCAAAUUCAGCAACAUCAUUGAUUCAUUCGUGGGAACAACUCUAGUCGUUGCUGCCUUUAAUUACUCUGGAGGAUAUUUCAAUCCUGCGUUGGCAACAGCUCUCAAAUAUGGCUGUCUAGGUACAAGUGUAAUUGAACAUGUGAUUGUGUACUGGGUGGGAGCCUGUGCCGGGUCCAUAGCAUCCAUACGAAUUUACCAGCACCCGAUCAUCCAGGAUUUCGUUAAAAAACAAAAAGCUAAAGCGCACUAAUUUAUUUUUGAAGAGAUGUGGGAGUAAUAAAGAUUAUUUGUAAAUAA
This is a messenger RNA of Fopius arisanus, 1240 nucleotides long. RefSeq names its product aquaporin (gene AQP). The coding region runs from base 402 to 1193 and encodes 263 amino acids. The transcript is spliced from 4 exons. Gene Ontology annotation, molecular function: channel activity. Gene Ontology annotation, cellular component: cytoplasm. Lineage: Eukaryota; Metazoa; Arthropoda; Insecta; Hymenoptera; Braconidae. The record is from RefSeq and is a predicted model, not a curated record.